Aspergillus welwitschiae is the source of this 672-nucleotide messenger RNA. RefSeq lists its product as uncharacterized. Bases 112 to 528 code for a protein of 138 amino acids. The record is from RefSeq and is a predicted model, not a curated record. Lineage: Eukaryota; Fungi; Ascomycota; Eurotiomycetes; Eurotiales; Aspergillaceae. The transcript is spliced from 5 exons.
CUCAUCUUUCUUCUCAUACUACCAUUGAAGUCCCUCACUCACUCACUACUUACUCCCUACCAAACCCCCUCCAUCCACUACUCUACCUAGCAUACACAGUAUCUCCCAACCAUGAGACUCGAUACCCUCCUAACAACAACCCUCUGGGCCACUACAGCCCUCGCCGCAGCCAAGCCCAUCAUAGAGAACCGAGACCUCGCCCCAGCGACACCCGCAACAGCAGCAAUGCACACCCCCAACGCCGCAGCAUCGGCUACACCUAGUUCUCGGGCGUCGGCUAGUGCCUCUGCGUCUGCGUCGGGUGCCUCGGCGCAGUAUGAGACGAGUAAUGAGGGUGAUGACGAUGAUGAUUACGAUGAUGAUGAUGGUGGUCACGACGAUGGUGACUACGAAGAUUAUGGUGAUGAUGGAUAUGGAAAGGAGGAUCCCAAGGGGGGUGAUGAUGGUCAAGGGGACAAGGAUAAUAGUGAUCCGCUUGAUUUCUUGUCGGGGAUUUUGGGAUUGCUCGGUGGAUUGGGUCUGCGGUAAAUUGAUUGAUCAACACGGGCAGUCUGCUUCUACACACCGUCUUCUGACGUUUCUAUCUCGGUUCUAUCUUCCUAUCUUGUUCAAUUGACGAUUAUUUUCUGAUGAGAUUAUGCGGAGAGUGACGGAGGUGUUCAUAGGUUACUU